This is a messenger RNA of Morchella importuna, 2256 nucleotides long. RefSeq lists its product as uncharacterized. The record is from RefSeq and is a predicted model, not a curated record. The transcript is spliced from 2 exons. Lineage: Eukaryota; Fungi; Ascomycota; Pezizomycetes; Pezizales; Morchellaceae. The coding region runs from base 1 to 2256 and encodes 751 amino acids.
AUGUAUCGCCGCGCGCUCAAGCUCCAGUUUGCGAUGCUGUGCAGGGACGAAUGGCUUAAUACACUUGCAGAGGACGUCCCCGCCACGAUUACAAGGGAGGUGAAGACGCGGGGCUUUCGUAUGAACGAGAAUUGGUGCCGCGGUGUACAGGCCGCAUUUGCGGCGCUCAUCGCCUUGACGAUCGUAAUGAUCGUCCUUCUUUGGGAACGACGCUGCGUCCUGGACGGGGAGCCGAAUAGUUUGGCGAGCGCACUGGGCAUUCUGCAGAGGAGCCCGGAGCUCGCAAAACAGCUGGAAAGUUCGGAGUUCAAUCCAAUGAGCGUUGUGACGCGAGUGUUGGUGCGGAGUGGCUUUAGGUACCGGCUUGGCCUGGAGCCUGGGGUUGGCCCGAGGAUUGAUGUUCUGAAAGUCAAAAACGAGGAUGGUAUUCCGGUAAAGAUAUUGAUGGAGGAGCCGGAUGAGGUACUUGAGGGCAAGGGCACUGAGAAGAGCAAGCGGUGGCUUGAAAACACAACCACGGGGGCGCUCUUCGCCACAUUCUUUUUCCUGAUGCUGGUGACUAUGAUUGUGCUCUACGUAUAUGAUGAGAUUAGAGAAGGCAUCCCGUCGCCUUCCUCGCCCGGCACGUUCGGGUACAAGGUGCUCUUUGCAUAUUUCCCGACGCUUCUAGCGCACCUGGUUGAACCGAUUCUUGUCACGCUCGGCAGCUAUCAUUGCAUGCUGGGCCCGUAUCGGCCCCUCCAUCGCGGGCAUUCGAGUAGUGAGAGCUCUCUCGCUAUCGACUACGACACCUCUCCACCCCAGCUCCAGAUAAUACGUUCUGUAAUUGCCCGUGAUUUUAUGCUUGGAGGCCUCAUCAUUGCUAUCUUUCUCGCCAAUAUCCUUACUGUUGCCCUUUCUGCGCUGUUCUCUCCGAUGAAUGUCCUGUCCACCAUCUCCUACUCCGUCCCUAACUAUUAUGGCGAGCCCCAGUUCACACGGGGCUUCGACUCACUCCCGGCACUUGAGAUGCAUUACAUCCUAUCGAGCAAUCUUUCCGGUGAAAUCCCUCAGCCCAACUGGACUACAACCGAGUUUUAUAUCUUGCCGUUUCCGCUCCCACCUAUGAACGGUCUCCAGACGGCGUCGGCAGAUACUCUUGGGAUUGGAGCAUCAAUCUCAUGUGAUCUCGUUCCUAGCUCGGAUGUCGAUUCGUUCUGCUAUGUCAAUUCCAGAGCCUAUAAAACCAAAUGUCCCACAUACUGGUCCAAGCCGGGCCCCUCGUAUUCGGCAACACUGUCCGUCAAGGAUUCUUGCUGGCCGCAGAUCAAGAACCGUACCGGCGGUGAAGUAAUCCCAAGUAAUGAAACCAUGGUGUGGUCGAUCCCAGCCGGCGACUACUUUGCCUACAACCCACAGUGCUCCGACACAUUCUUUGUUGCAUGGGCCGAGCAGCCGGCAGACCGCGAGCAUGGCGCAAAGAAUAUGUCUCUGAGUUAUCUGCCGCAACUCGAUAGUGCGAUCAUCCGCUGCACGAGCUCGGAGAAAAUCGUCCGCUUGGCAGCUACCGUCGACUCGAAGGGGAAUAUUACAAACGUUCAAGACAUAGUCCCCAUUGACUCCCCGGAGGAACUAAAAAGGUUCUAUCCGCAUGGGUCCGGUGAGCUGGUGCGGACGUUUAUCAGCUCCACCGCUCAAGGAACCUACGAAGCCUAUGAUUUGCAGCUUCAACCGUUGGACUGGUUCAACUAUCACCUGACCACCCUAUACCCUCAGGUCGUUCGCGAUGUAAGCCCAAAUAUCACCCACAUCCCCAACACCGACAUCCUUCCGGGCGCCUUCGAGGAUAUCUACCGACGCCUCUACGCGAUCAACCUGCGUCUGUACGCGUCUGAUGUGAUGCAGUUCGCCACAAACCCACAGACUAUAACAGUACUCACAAAGGCACUCCAGCAACGGGUAUCGGUGAGUGCGACAAUGAUCAUCAUUAGCAUUGCGAUAGUUGUGUACGCCACGGCGAUUAUCCUCCUCCUCUAUUGGGGCCCGCGGCCUUCGGAUUCUGUGGCGCACGCGCCGGAAAACUUGGCGGCGAUGUGGUCGUUGCUGUAUGCUAGUGAUGCAAAGGAGGUGUGUGGUGGGGUGAGGGGUGAUACUCCGCGGGUGCGCAUGGAGGAGUUGAAGAAGACGGGGGCGCGGUAUGGGUACGGAGUCUUUGUGGGUAGGGAUGGAAGAAAGCAUAUAGGCGUCUUCAUGUCCUCCGGGGCUGGCCGGAAGUAA